Messenger RNA from Colletotrichum siamense, 612 nucleotides. RefSeq lists its product as uncharacterized. The transcript has 4 exons. Lineage: Eukaryota; Fungi; Ascomycota; Sordariomycetes; Glomerellales; Glomerellaceae. The coding region runs from base 1 to 612 and encodes 203 amino acids. The record is from RefSeq and is a predicted model, not a curated record.
AUGGCCGACGCUCAAGUGACUUGCAGCCGGGCCGACGACUUCGUCAUUGUCUCCAGGCCUAAGGGAACCGCUUUUGUCGAGGCCCGACUUAACGAUGGCUACAACUACACCGAAAAGGGCUGGCAACAGAUUCUUGCACACCUGGAACGCGAAUUGAGCCCCGAUAAGCUCAACGACGAUGCCGUCAUCUCCCUUGAAACAGAUUUGAGGGACACCACUCUCUACAAGCACGUGCCUCCGGGCAUAUUCCAGUCCUUGCGAGUCGUCGACAUCCAAGGACUCGACCCAUCAACACGCAAAGUCUCGGCUCGGGAUGUUGCCAUCAAAUUCAACCCCUACAAAUUCAGCUCCGAGGCAUUCAACCGCAACAAGGCCAGCGUCCUUCCAGUCGCCGCGAUUGAUGGUCUCUGGGAACUCGGGUCCACCGUUGACACACGAUCGCGGGUGACUCGAUGGGUAAUGACCACCGGCGCGUCUCGUCUUGAGCAUGAUGCCUCAAUGCCGUUUCCCUCGAAGCUUGGAAACUCUAUCCUUUUUGUCCUUGGCCUCAAAGAACCUGGCAACUCGAAUAUGGCCCUUAUGUUAGCACAGAAGAUCUCCAUGCACCUCUAG